Paramecium tetraurelia is the source of this 519-nucleotide messenger RNA. RefSeq lists its product as uncharacterized. NCBI's taxonomy places the organism in Eukaryota, Ciliophora, Oligohymenophorea, Peniculida, Parameciidae. The transcript is spliced from 2 exons. The record is from RefSeq and is a predicted model, not a curated record.
AUGGAAUAUGAAUAUGAUGAAAACAUUGAGAAAUUAAGGAAUCGCUUAAAUCUAUUGUUUAAAAUUUUUUAUAGAAUAAUAGAAUAAUUAAUUAAAAUUUACUAGAUAGUUAAUAUAACUAAAUUAAACGUGAAAAAUAUAUUAGUCGACUUUACUAAAGAUGCUUCACAAAUAGUGCACUUUAUUAAUCUUCAUGAAAAGGACAAUCUAAUUUCAUUUGAUGAGAAUUUAUAAGAAGUAGCAAUAAUGUGCAUGGAUAAUUAAAUGAUAAAGACAAUAAAUCAUAUGCCAGAUCAUAAAUCUAUUGAAGAAUCAAAUGCAUAAUAAGAGAAUUAAAUAAUUAAGGAGAUCCAUUUUGCAACUAUCUUAUCGAACUAGUUCUUGUAUUUAUUGUAGGAACCUAUGAAUUUCAAAGAUGUUCUUAAAUUUCUUGUAUAAAACAAAAUAGAAAUAAAUUUUAUCAGUCCCUUAUAAUAUAGUAAUGAGGAGGAGAUUGUAUAAUAUUAUGACGAUUAUUGA